Perkinsus marinus ATCC 50983 is the source of this 1038-nucleotide messenger RNA. RefSeq names its product glycerol-3-phosphate dehydrogenase, putative. Bases 1 to 1038 code for a protein of 345 amino acids. The transcript has 4 exons. Gene Ontology annotation, cellular component: cytosol. The record is from RefSeq and is a predicted model, not a curated record. Gene Ontology annotation, molecular function: NAD binding; oxidoreductase activity, acting on the CH-OH group of donors, NAD or NADP as acceptor. NCBI's taxonomy places the organism in Eukaryota, Perkinsozoa, Perkinsida, Perkinsidae. Gene Ontology annotation, biological process: glycerol-3-phosphate catabolic process.
AUGAGCAGCUUCAUCACUUGCCGUGACGCUCACGAAGAAGAGAUCUCAGCCGUGGCUAGAUCACUCCAUACAUCAUGUANNNNUAGCAGGUAUCCCAGAAGAGUUACUGUUAUUGGUAGUGGUAACUGGGGUUCGACCGUCUCACGUCUGGUUGCUAUCAGAGCAACUCGUGAUGGUAACAAGUAUUAUGAUGAGGAAGUGAGGAUGUGGGUAUUUGACGAAGAAGUUGAUUACAAGGGCGAGAAGCGAAGUUUGGUCGAUGUUAUUAAUACACAUCAUGAAAAUGUGAAGUACCUGCCUGGUAUCACACUCCCCGAUAAUGUUGUGGCCAAAGCUGACCUCAAAGAGGCUGUUGUCGGACUGUAUGAGGACUAUCCCAUCCAUAGAUACAUAUGUGAUGGGGCCGCUAUGCCCGAGGACUAUCCCAUCCAUAGAUACAUAUGUGAUGGGGCCGCUAUGCCCGAGGACUAUCUCAUUCAAGGAUACAUAUGUGAUGGGGCCGCUAUGCCCGAGGACUAUCUCAUUCAAGGAUACAUAUGUGAUGGGGCCGCUAUGCCCGAGGACAAUCUCACUCAAGGAUACAUAUGUGGUGGGGCCGCUAUGCCCGAGGACUAUUUCAUUCAGAGAUACAAAUGGAAUGGGGCCGUCAUGCCCGAGGACAAUCUCAUUCAAGGAUACAUAUGUGAUGGGGCCGCCAUGCCCGAGGACAAUCUCAUUCAAGGAUACAUAUGUGGUGUGGCCGCUAUGCCCGAGGACUAUCCCAUUCAUAGAUACAUAUGGAAUGGGGCCGCCAUGCCCGAGGACAAUCUCACUCAAGGAUACAUAUGUGAUGGGGCCGCUAUGCCCGAGGACAAUCUCAUUCAAGGAUACAUAUGUGAUGGGGCCGCUAUGCCCGAGGACUAUCUCAUUCGAGGAUACAUAUGGAAUAGAGCCGCUAUGCCCGAGGACUAUCCCAUUCAAGGAUACAUUAUGAAGAGACCACUACGAGAUCACGGACUGUCCAGACAAAGGACAAGGCAACAGAAAAACUCUGAGUAG